AGCAGCAUCUGUCAAACCUGCAGCUGUGCUGGCCAUGGGAAGGAGUGCAUGGCAGUUCGUCUUGCUAACCUUCGCCUGUGCAUUUUCCUCCUGCUUUGCUGAAGUGGCCCUGCGGGUCAAACUGUCUCCAGAAACCACAUCCUUCCACCAUACGGCUACUUCUGCUCAGCCACUCUCCCUUUAUCAUUCUUCACCCCAUCAAGGCACCACAGUUCAUUUUAACAGCAGAGGCUCUCUUAAAACAACACCCAUAAGCCAUAGAACAACUGUGCAGACAACAGAGCAGCGUCAGGUAACAACGGCACCAGGCCAUCACACGACAGCCCAGGCGGGAGCAACCACCAUACAAGCGACCGGCCAGAAAUCUCCCACGGUGGUAUCCACAACAUCAGCAGACAACACAACUGCAGCUGAUCAGGCUACAACCCAGGCAAUGGAAACGGUUACGCCUGCAGUGAAGAACACAACUGUACACCCUAUGUCCUCAACCAAGCAAGCCAGAACACAUGUGAGCACAGAAAUGACAGUGGCAGCCACAAACACAACCAUAAAGCAUACAACACCAAAUACACAAAUGACAGCUGCAGCCACCACCAUGCAAACUGUAAAGCCCACCACAGGGUCAGGAAAUCAAACAACGGUGCCUAAAAGUCCAACAGCUACAGCCACGACCAACACAACAACCAUUCGUCCAGGGACUCAAACAACCAUCCCAUCUACUACGGUGACACUGAGACCCACUCUUGCACCGCGGCCUUCUCCCAUCCCCACUGGCACAUACACCGUUUCCAGUGGGAACGGGACCUGCAUCAAGGCAGUCAUGGGUUUGCAACUGAUGGCUCAAAAUACACAGACGAAGCAGACGGAGUACACGACUGUCGACCCCAAUGCGACACAGACAUCUGGCAGCUGUGGGAUGGUGCAGUCUGAGCUGAACAUAACUUUCAGUGGAGGGUUUAUAAACUUCACCUUUGUAAAGCAAGCUCCAACGUACUAUGUCAGUAAAAUUGAGAGCAGAUUACAGUUAUCUUCUGAAGGUAUGCUUUACUAUGCAGCCAUACAUGAGAAGCUGUUUACAACAAAGCUGGGGAAUUCCUUUAAGUGUGCCAGCAAGCAAACCUUCAGCUUGGAGAAGAACUUCCAGCUACUCUUCGUUAAUAUGCAGCUGCAGGCAUUUGAUAUUGUUGGUAACCAGUUUGGAAAAGAAGAAGAAUGUUUUCCUGAUAAAAACAGCAAAGCAGCUCCCAUCGCGGUGGGCCUGAGUAUCCUGGGAUUGUUUGUCAUUGUGUUUGCCACAUUCCUGAUUUCCAGAAGAAAGCCACAUAGAGGAUACGAACGUAUCUGA
Molecule: messenger RNA, 1345 nt
Organism: Pygoscelis adeliae (Adelie penguin)
Lineage: Eukaryota; Metazoa; Chordata; Aves; Sphenisciformes; Spheniscidae
Gene: LAMP3
Product: lysosomal-associated membrane protein 3
Exons: 6
Coding region: 35-1345 (436 amino acids)
Cellular component (GO): membrane
Source: RefSeq, a predicted model, not a curated record